UGCACCGCGAGGGUAGAACGCGGGUCUCCCCGUGUGCGGCCCGCCGUUCCCGCUUGCGGCACGCGCGCGCGCGUGUCCGCCCGCCUGAUCGUUCGUACGUUCGUUCUCCUCUCUGUCCGCGCGCGAGUAGUAAGCAGCGCGACACGGUAUCAGACGACGACGUGAGAAAUAAACGAGUAAAUAGGUCGUUGUGCGUGCCAAAACGAGGGUUGCAUUGCAAUUGCAAUUGCGUGAACGAUCGCGCGGAAAUGCUCCGAAAAACGCAAACUCGGCCGAGUGCGAUCGUUCAUUCAUUCCUAGAGUAAAUAGACGCAAGCGCGUGAAAUCGUUGUGAUAGUAACGUAGAUAAAUGUAUCGGAGAGAUAAGUGGUACAUGUAAGAGAGAAAAAGGAGUAUUCGGUGUCUUUAAAAUCGAUUACGAUCAUUUAGAAAGGGGACGUUGCACGGGGAGAAAAAACGCGCAGAAAUUAAACGGAAGAACCGCCUAGAACUGACUGAUCGAUGCGUCGCGUGGACUAGGUCAAGUGACUAAUUAACAAGAGCGACGGCAAAUUAAAGCGGGCGUAAACCGAGUGACAUCGAAAAGUUUCCCGACAAUUUUGCGUCCCAUCUUAUCGCCGAAUCGUCCAACAAAAUAUUAAUUCUUCUCAAAAAAAAAAAAAAAUAAUUUAUCGAUCAAAAUUGAUUCUAAGAAAAUUAAAACCGCGAGGACCGAAUUUGUCGCGUAGGAGUACGCUGUAUAAACGAAGGCACGACGGAAGAGAAGGACGUACUCGUUCGUCAGAGAGAAAAGACGCGAAGGACGUGCAGCAGGUGCAGCAGGAGCGCAGCUUCUGUCAUCGAUCUCGCCGCGGCUGCAGCGAGCAUGGCGUGGCCCGCCGCACACGCCGGAUCGCGUACGAACACGCGGACGAUCGACCGUAAUUGGACAACGAUCGGUUAUUGAUCCGGCUGACGAUCCUUUCCACGAUAUAAUCCUGAUAAUAAUCAUGACGACGACGACAACGAGAUCGACGUCGCCGGUAGCGGCGAUGGAGCCGCGAACACUGGGUCUUCCCGUCGGAAUGCGGGAGGCCCGAUCGAACGCUUGCCGACGCAUCCUCCGACAAUCGCGCUGUCCUCCUCCCACGUAAGCGUCCGGCGACCUCGCAGCGAGGGUGAAGGGGCCGGCGGUAAUUCCGCGCUCGCACUCUGCUUUCGUCUCCGGAGCGAGGAAACGAGAAGCAACAACGCCGGUGCACUGCGCGGUCGCACGCGCGUCGUCAUCCGGCGCGGGCGGUGUUUACAUUCGCGAGAGAAGCGCGAGACGUGGACCCGCGAAAUCGAGAUAUCGAUCGGACUUUCCCUCUUUCUCUCUCUCUCUCUCUCUCUCUCUUUCUCUUGUUCUCUCAUUUGGAGACCGCGAUUCAGUGAAGAUUCGCGCGUCUCGCUCAUUUCCCGCGCGUUGACCAUUGUCGGUGUUUUGGCCCGCGUGAAAAACGCGUGACGUGGACUUGAAAGUUUGCCAAUCGCGUCAGGGUUGGCAAGGAGUGCGCUGAAAAUUUCACCGGUAUUUACAUUCAUAAAAUGUGCGUCUGUGAAUUAGCGAGAGUGUAAUUCAUCGAAUAUUCAUGCGACACGCGUGCGUUUUAGUCGGAUUUUAAAAAUAUGGAAAAGAAAAAAAAAUAUAUAUAUAUGUGUAAAUUGAUAUCGAGAUUGAUUCAGAAGCUAGACAGUCCAGUCCGACUGACGAGAAUUUGAUGACUCGCACGCUAUCAUGAAAAGCAUUAGUAGCAAUUUUGGAGAACGUCGAGGGAAAAUAAAUGACUCAAGAGACAAACUGCAAAGUGCGUUUAUCGAUCGAAACGUCAUAGUUCAGUCUGUGUUUCUCUAUGACAUAUGCGGCCGAGAUAGAUUCGGGUCUCGCGCAACGGAAGGGACGUAGCCUGAGCAGUGGGGGACGAUCUAGAUCGAUACGUGAAGAAUUGAACGCGCGGCGUCCACUCGCGCAAAGUCGCCGAGAUGGACUGCUGCAAUUACAUCGAAGCUUACGCGGCAGGUGGUCACUUUUAUCAGCAGCAACAGCAGCAGCAGUACUUUUGUUACGACAAUGGCAGUACAGUGUACGCCGGCUAUGACGCCGCGCCGAUCUCCAACGCGAUCGACAUUAACGCUCGAUACAACGGGGCGAUACCAUCCAUGUAUCCGACAGAUUACGUGUACAAUCCGAAGGAGGCGAGGCUACGGAAGGCGAUGCGCGAGCAGACUCGCGAGCUGUCGCGGCGGUCGAUCCUGCAGAACGCAAUCGCGAACGCAAAUGCGCGCACGGCCGCGAUCGGCGGCGGGUCCGCCGUUUCCGCAUCGGUGGCCGGCGGUUUCUUGAGCCAGCAUCACCGUUUCGAUUGCACACCCGUGCCCAUGGGUCCAAGCGUGAGCCCCCAUCAAGCGACUGAGCCCUGGUUUCAGGCGCAUCGCCUGAAAUCCGCGCACUCGCCGCGAAUCGGCGAAUGGUACGGAAGCGUGUGCGGCGAUCCGAUCGAAAGGCUGCAAGCGAUGGGCGCGAUGCAUCAGCAGCAACGCGACAUUGAUAAGCCCACCAAGGACCAGCGAAGUCAGGCGGCCGAGUGCGUCGCGGCGGCGUUUUCCUCCAACGGCUACUCGCCGGAUAUCGCAGCGGCAGAGAGAGAAAUCCGCCGACAAGAAACCGCGGCGGAAUACGCCGACUUCGUCGACAGCCAGAAAUGGCAUCCUUAUCAAAGUAGCGCAAGCCCUCAUCCACAUCCGAGGACGCCUCAUCCGUCACCGCAAAUAGGCGGCAUUCUUCACCCGAAUGUCCAGAAUACAAACGCGCAUGGACAUGCACACGGUCCGUGGGGCCAAUUUUGUCACGGCGUAUUACCACAUAUCCCGACCGUGGCUCGUAACGCGGCGAUUCGAGGCCCGCGACACGCGGUUUUCUUACGUGAUCGCACGCCGACUAGACACUGUGCAUUCUCGGAGGACGGGUCGCAGAUGGGUUAUGCUCCGAGCAAAUUGAAUGUCGAUAGCAUCCGUGCAUCUUAUCCGCCACCGGAGCAUCAGAUGCCAAGGCUGCUGGAAUCAGCGGUGGAUCCUGUCAUAGACUCGACGACAACGAUGAAUCGGCGCGAGGAGGAGGACAGGACUAGAUGGGAACCGAAUACCGUCACCGCCGGCAUGUCUCUGGACAAACUCGUGCCAACUUCCACGGAGGGUGCGGCUUCUCGCGAGAAAGAGCGCGAGUCCCGACACUCGAGCGAGCGAUUCGAGCCGAAGAAGAAGCCCGUGUCGAAGCAGCCGCUUCCGGGUUUCCACCAGGCCUUCGGCUCCACGGAGAUCGGCAAGUUCUCCAGGCCGGAGUUCUUUGUGAAUAUGGUGGGCGAAAGCGGCGGUACGAGCGACGUCGGCGAUGCCGGCGACAGCGGCGACGGCGCCGACGUAAGUAGGGAGCGUCCGCUGCUCGAAACGGCAGACGGCACCGCCGCGACGGCGGCUGCUACUGCAGCGGUUAUAACAGCUGCGACUGCAACCACGGCGGCGAUAACCGAUACAUUAGCGACCGCGGCGGCAGUCACUGCGGCCAGCACGACCGGCGCCGGCAGCAGGACCUUCGACGCCGAGGAUAGCCAGGCGACGUUCGCCAUCGGCGAAGGUGCCGUCGGCGGCGCGUAUUGUGGACAGCCGACGGCGCCGCGCUGGCACAGUCCACACGUAGGUGCUAUAGGUAGCGAAAUUUAAGCAGUCAGUCGCGGUACAUGUAGCUCUUUGCAACAUUUGCCGGUGUCUUUGCUAUUAAGAAGAAUCAAGAGGUAUUAUUUGCAGAAAAUUUAUGGAAUUUUAUAUUUUGAGAACGAUUGGAUGGCAAAGAGUCACGUUUAUCACUGUGUCGUCAAUGCAAGCGGCAUUUUUGAGGUUAAUUAAUUGAGAUACCGACAAAUGUCGUUGAUACAGAAAAUACCGCUACAGAUCGACUGCAGUAGGACAGUUGUCCUUGUCUUUAGGCUAAAAACGGUUCCCGUAGCUUUCCGGCGCGUGACAGAUUGCGACGAGGUUGAACGGCAAUAUUGCAUUUCCGAUAGAAAAAAGUUGCAAGUGUAACAUUGGUAGUUUUGAUGUGUAGCAAAUUUUCGAUGACAAGAAACUGCCCGUACUUCAUGUUGCAUAUGCCAGCAGGAAAUUUCUCCAGAAAUUAAAACCACUGUAAUCCCGAAAUAUUUGAUUUUUUACGCCGAAGACGCACGAAAAUAAUUUCCACAUUUAUUCGCUAUAUCUAACGUCAGAAAUGAGCUCGGGAUUGCACCGGUUUCAAUUUCUGGAUUUGUUUCCGUGACAAAAACCUCUGUCGGAAGCCACAGCGCCCGCUCGGAAAGGAAAAGCAGGACACGCGCGUCAUGCGUAACGAAUGCAAGUGCAUCGAUUAGCGAAAGCUGUCGGGGAUCGAUGUUGGCGUACGAAACGUCCCGACAAACUGCGAACGUUCGUCGAGAUUGUGCCUUUCAGAGGAUCGAGGACGCGUCGGGGAUUCUCGUCGAGUUCUCUCGCCUUAUCGAGAAUCAAAGCAGCACGAUACACCGCGUCUCGUAUGCCAAAAGGAAGAUAUAAUCAAAAGAGAUCACGCCGAGACGGAAUCCGCACUCGAUCGGCACCCUUCCAUCAUUGUUGUUAGAUGUCGUCGGUGUUAUACACGCCGAUGAGAGCGAUUAUACAUAUAUAUAUAAAUAUAUAUAAAUAUAUAUAUAUAUUAUACUUGUGUAAUGAUGGAACGAAUAUGCGCGACGAAGAGAGUAAGUUACUUAGUAGAUUCCUUAGAUGAGUACGUAUUGCCGCGCGGAGAAACGAUCAAAUAAAAGUGAACGCCUGCGAGCGUAGGAAGCCAAGAAGCCGACAGGUAAACGCUCUUCCGCUUCUGGAAAAUAAUUGCGAAGGGAGAUGCACGGUGGUUCGUGUUAAGAAUCUACGUUUAAACGUUUAAUUAACUUUGUCCUCUGUAUGUCUAUAUAAAAUUGCCAGUGAAACUGAGAUAAUUAAUGCUAAUUGCCAAUUAAGUCUGGUGCUUAAAUUAUAUUUAAUUACGUUUAAAUAUAGUUUGCAUUUAAGCUUAAUUUAUAUCUAUUUUUUAAUGCAUUAAUUUUGUACAGAAAUUUAUUUUACAUUUUCCGUUCUGUCUUAACAGGUUCAAUGAAAUGCAUUUGACGUUUUGCAGGCAGGUUCUUAACACGCGACCGAUAUCUAUAACUUGCGUCUAGUCUAGCGACCAGUUAAAUCGGGAUAAAUUUGUGUCGGACACCCUGUACCUAUGCUGGGACCAAAUUAAAACGAAAAACUUUUAUGUCGCGUUCACCGUCGCGCUUGCGUCCACGUAAUGGUCGCGUAAAAGAAA
Messenger RNA from Linepithema humile (Argentine ant), 5377 nucleotides. RefSeq lists its product as uncharacterized. Lineage: Eukaryota; Metazoa; Arthropoda; Insecta; Hymenoptera; Formicidae. The record is from RefSeq and is a predicted model, not a curated record.